AUGACUCUCCGACGGAGAAUUCAAUGUGCUAUGGAUCGGUUUUACAACCAUUGCCUUGCUAAGAGUACUGUGCUUCAAUUGGACGAAAGGAAGUAUAUUGAUUUUGAGAAAGUGGAAAUUAAAUUGGAGAUUAAAGAGGUUGAGAAAGAGAAGAGUGUUCAAGAUGUAAGUGAGAAAGGGGUGAGAGGCAAAUUGGUUCCAAACUGA
Ilex paraguariensis (yerba mate) is the source of this 207-nucleotide messenger RNA. Lineage: Eukaryota; Viridiplantae; Streptophyta; Magnoliopsida; Aquifoliales; Aquifoliaceae. The record is from the annotation of a GenBank genome assembly.